Suillus bovinus is the source of this 1806-nucleotide messenger RNA. RefSeq lists its product as uncharacterized. Gene Ontology annotation, cellular component: membrane. The record is from RefSeq and is a predicted model, not a curated record. Gene Ontology annotation, biological process: transmembrane transport; carbohydrate transport. The transcript is spliced from 13 exons. NCBI's taxonomy places the organism in Eukaryota, Fungi, Basidiomycota, Agaricomycetes, Boletales, Suillaceae. Bases 1 to 1806 code for a protein of 601 amino acids. Gene Ontology annotation, molecular function: carbohydrate:proton symporter activity.
AUGCGAAACGAGUCAGAACAACUAUCCCUCUCUGUAGGUUCGUCUAGAUUGUUCAACGGCGCUAGCAACGAUGUAGUUUCGUUCAAUGCAUCCGCAACUGUUGUAGCAUGCGAUGCUGAGGAUGUUCUUGUCACACCCGAAUGGUGGAUGAGUAAGUACCUGCCCAGUUAUUCGGCUGCGCGAAUGUUCAAGUUCAGUAACCCGGACUCAUAUAACUGGGCAAAUAAUCUGCUUGCUGGUCUAGCGAUACUUUUUUAUGUUAGUAGUCGCAUGGUCAUGUCACAAGUGAAUCUUAAUGAGGAUUACCUGAAACUGAUGGGCAUAUACCCCACCACGGGAAACUCACGUAACCUCGCGGCGCUUGGGGGCAUAGUUUCUGUUUAUUACGUCGGUUCCCUCAUUGGAGCACUGCUUGGCGGUACCAUCGCCGACCGGUCGGGACGUAUAGCUGCCAUAAUAUUGGGUGUCAUUAUCUCGAUCAUCGGAGCAACAUUUCAAGCUUCCGCGAUGAACAUCACUUGGAUGUGUUGCGCACGAGUCGUGACUGGUCUCGGUGUGGGAGCUAUUGACGCAGUCAUUCCUGUAUGGAGCAGCGAAGUUUCUUCACAUCAAGUACGAGGCGGCUUUCUUGCGAUCGAGUUCUUCCUGAACAUCGGUGGACUGUCAUUGGCAUAUUGGAUAGAAAUAUUUGCGAGCAUGAACCACAAUCAGGCAAUGGCAUGGCGCACACCUCUGGCACUGCAAGUUGUGUUUCUGCUCGCGAUUCUCGCGCUUGUACCUUUCUUUCCGGAAUCCCCUCGAUGGCUGGCGAAAGUCGGCCGUGUCUCUGAAGCACGCACUGUGUUGCAGGCAACCCGCAAGGACGGAGUUGAGGCUGAGCUAGCUGCCAUCGUGCGGAGCGUGAUACAUGAUCAGCAACACGCAGAGAACAAUAGUUAUCUUCGCAUGUUAUGUCCGAGGACAAAGAGCCAGCGCGAACUACGAUGGAGAGUUGUUCUAAGUGUAUGGCUACAAAUUAUGCAAGAGCUCGUUGGCAUCGGAGUCAUCACCGUCUAUGCCAUCGAUCUUAUUCAGGGCGCUGGCUUUAGCCAAGGCGAGGCAAAACUCUUGGCCGGAUUUAAUAAUCUGUCCUACAUGUUCAGUGUACUCUUUGCUGUGUUCACUCUGGAUAGAUUUGGACGACGAAGCACAAUGGUAUGGGGGGCUGCUGGCAUGGCACUGCUCCUGCUCAUCGGUGGCAUCCUGGACAAAUAUACGCAAGCGGGGGGACCCAAUCAACGGGCAUAUGGCGCGGGUGUCGUGGCGAUGACUUUCCUGUAUACUGGCACGUUUGGCGCCACCUGGUUAGUAACUCCGUGGCUUUAUCCAACUGAGCUCUUUCCUACAUACGUUCGGGCCAAAGGAGGUGCAUGGUCUGUCGUUGGAUGGUCCAUAGGAAAUGGCAUCGUGACUAUGAUUACCCCUUUCCUGUUUCAGGCAAUCGAAUAUGGCGUGCUGCUGCUCCUCUUUGGCCUCAACAUAUUCGUAAUCCCCUUUAUCAUUUUCAUGUAUCCAGAAACAUCGGGUCGUCCCCUCGAGCAAAUCGAUGAUUUCUUCAGCAAUGCGACAUCUUGGAACGUUUUCACGGCGUCUCAACAAAUACGAGAGCAAGGUUUCACAAACCAUCAGUGGACACGCAAAUAUCAAGGCGGUAUUGAACAGUCAAAGAUGUCGUCGAUGACUCGGGUUAGCGGAGAUUUAGAUGCCGAGAAGCAUGGAUGGUUGAACAAACUGAGGCGCCGUGCUUCGGAUGCAGGACUCAUGUAA